GCGCUCGCGCUUUCUGUCAGUCGGCGAAAUGACGCGUCGGAGAGCGUUUCCGUUCACGUUUUUGUCAGCGUUGGUGUUCUGUGUAACAUUUCAACGAGGUACUCCCGCUGUUGCCGGAACCAUAGAAAAUAAGAGUGUUACUGAGAAAGCACGGCCAGAAGGCUGCGUCGAGUGCGGAUAUUACAGAUGUCCAGAGAAUCCUGGUAAAUGUUUGUUGGGCUCGGUGCCUGAUCCUUGUGGAUGCUGUCCAGCUGGUUUAUGCGCUCGUCUCCUUAGCGAGCCAUGUUGGAACGCGAGCAUCUCUCUUCUAUCCCCAAAGAGCCGUAACGACGGAUACUGCGCAAGAAAUUAUCUAUGCGAGUUACGUUCCGAUCUACAAGAAGAGGAUGCUCCGGAGGCAGUCUGUGUUUGUAUGGAACAGAGUCCGGCAUGCGGUAGUAAUAACGAAACUUACGCAACACCAUGCGCGUUGCACGAAGAGGCGAUGAAACUCAGGAACUCAUCUUCCUUGAGAUUGCAACAUCUUGGUCCUUGUGAAAGUAGACCUUGGAUUCUGUCAACUUUGGAAGAUGUUGCCUCAUCUUUUGGUCAACGCGUCGCACUCAAUUGCGAGGCAAAGGGUUUCCCUGUGCCGGAUAUCUUUUGGGAGUUUCAUUCGGCUGAUGGAAGAAGAGUACUGAAAUUGCCGGGAGAGGAGCACGAGGCGACGGUACAUACGAGCGAGGGUCCGGAGCCUCUUAUGCGAACAUCUUGGAUGCAAUUGACUCGGCUGAAUAAAGAACACAUUGGAAUAUAUCAUUGCAUUGCUAACAAUUCCAUAGGCGAAGCAAGCACAGCUUCAUUCGUGUCCAUGUCGUGAGAUUAUAUUUUUAUUUUGUGAGACAAUUUUUCGUAUAACUGUUGUAUGCACGAAUACAAUAUGAAAAGAAAAACAAGCAAGC
Pogonomyrmex barbatus (red harvester ant) is the source of this 941-nucleotide messenger RNA. Its product is annotated as insulin-like growth factor-binding protein-related protein 1. Gene Ontology annotation, molecular function: insulin-like growth factor binding. Gene Ontology annotation, biological process: regulation of signal transduction; regulation of cell growth. Lineage: Eukaryota; Metazoa; Arthropoda; Insecta; Hymenoptera; Formicidae. Gene Ontology annotation, cellular component: extracellular region. The record is from RefSeq and is a predicted model, not a curated record.